AUGUUUGAGGUUGGAAUUGCAUAUGCAGAUAUUUUACCAGAAAAUACAGUAACAGUGGACCCGCCAACCCUUAGUUUGACCCCGCAAGUUGUGGCCACCAGAGAUUCCUCAACAAGUGGGACCAGCUUGGAACCUGUGAUGAGAUGUCAGUUUCCGCAACCGGCAGAUGGCUCUCUACUUUAUAACAUACAGUGGUACAUAAACAACAACCCCCUGGCUAAUGCCACAUUUACUAAAAUAGAAUACAACAAUUUGAACAUCAGCACGGCCUUAAGACCCAACCACUGGACAGGAACUUACAGACUGAACAUGAAUGUGAAUUGCAGCGUUAGCGCCCAGUAUUCUAACAGUGUACCUGGUUCAACAUUUACAAGCCCUAAGUUCUUUGCUGGUGUCAAGGUAAACCAGACAUUUGUAGAUGUAGACGAAGGUCAAACAGUAGCCAUAGAGGUCACUAGCACACUUCCGGUUGGUUGUAGUGUAUCAUUAUCUGAGUCUGAGAAGGAAACUAAUUGUAAGGGGACUUUGUACAUAAGAACUACGGAGUAUUGGCCGUGGUGCUGGAACGGAGUUAAAUAUCUGUCGGCAGCAUUUCCCGACAAUGGAUGCCAGCUACAUUUCUCGUACAAAUAUUGGUACGAACCUGUCCAAUUAAACAUUACAGGAUAUAUGGACGGAAUGCGAAACUGGUGGUACAAGUCGACUGACAUUAAGCUUGAGCCUGGCACUGACAGCAAUCACCUCGCAUGGGGGAACAUGCAGUUUGAUGAUACCAUUGCUGUCAGAGUGCAUGACAAAGACACGAGUGGGGGAGGUAUAUGUAGCUCCUAUAACGAUCCUCAUAUGCAGACAUUUGACGGAAUAUACUGGGAAAAUCAACGCGUGGGAGAAUUCGUCAUGUAUAGACACAAGUCUAAGCCUUUCUCGGUCCAUGCCUUAUUUUCUGCCUGUGUCCCCGGAUUUGCAACCUGUAACUGCGGAGUAGCUGUCAAAAGUGGGAAUUCACUGUAUGUCGUUAGAACCUGCACUAGAGUGUCCGCCAGUCGGGUCCAACUCCUAAGUGUUCCGUAUGAACUAAUGGAUGGAUGCGAUCCCGACGCCAUUGCUGUGCAGAAAACCGGAAGUAGAUACCGGGUUACUCUCCCUAAUGGUGUAGAAGUGACAUUCGCCUUGAGUGGUUGGGAUAACUGGAUCUCGUACGUCCAGAUUGUGGCGCCUUCGUCUGAUUUUGAUAAAACAGAGGGAUUGUGUGGUACCUAUAACGGGGAUACCUCUGAUGAUUUCAUUCCUAAAGGUCAACAAAGCCCUGUAGCUGACGAGAAAACUUUCGCCGUGUCUUGGAGAGUGGCUCAGGGCUCAUCGGACAGUCUCUUCAUAAACAGUCCAACCCUCAGCAGCUAUUCAUUGCCAUCUACCCCUACCACCACUCCUGCUACCCUCUAUUGUACAUGCUCCUCCUACCAAUCUGCCAAUCAAAAUCCUGGUUACGCCCACUGCCAGCUGGAGUCUCCAACGGAACCAUGUUCUGAGUAUAAGAGCCAAACUGUUAGUGUGUGCACACAGAGUAGAAGAAAGAGGAGUACUUCCGGGACAGAUGACGUCAUAGAUACACCAAGUUUCUCUUACGAUCCCGACUAUGAUCAGGAACUACAGGAGGCCACGUGGACAAACGGUUGGAACGAGACAGCAGCCACGGACUACUGUAACAAGACUUUUGCCCUGGACCCAGUGGUAUCCUUCUGUAUAGAACAAGUAAACACCAGCAUCACCAAGUAUGUCAAUGGCUGUAUAAGUGAUAUUGAGAAAAUAGGAAACACAGACUUUGUGGAGGCAACACUGGAUACUCUGAAAAAGGAAUGUGUAACGACUGCGUCACGUGACGAGAGUUUCCAAAAGUCUGAUAACUCUAGCUCUAACAGUACAGAUGGCGAGAGUGUUAGUAUCCUGGAUGUGUUAUCAACCAUGGUUUGCCCAAAGAACUGUUCACAGAAAGGGGCCUGUGUCAAUGAGACGUGUCUGUGUAAUGAGGGGUACAUAGGGGAUGACUGUUCCUCCCAGCUGUCGGUCCCUCCCUCAGACCUCUCCGUCCCCGAGCACGGGCUCUGUGACACCAGUAAACGGGCAUGUAAGAAAACAAACGUGGUGGGAACCUUUAAUUCCGAACAAAUUAUUGCCAAUUUGAUAUACUUUCAGUCAACUAGAAAUGGUAUGGAAAGACAGGACUACUCCGUGUCUACAAAUGUCACAUAUCGACAUAUGAACCUUGUUACUGUUUCACUUCCGGAUUCCCCAUCUUCACGCAGGCGCAAACGAUCUGCUGGAAGUAACAUAUAUGGUUGGAUAAUCCAGCUAAGUUAUGACGGAACUUCGUUUGGAAACUCGACCACAAUUCUUCUAUUUAACAGUUUGACCGAAAGUUGUGAAGCGACUACUCUGAUAUGUACAGUAAAGCCUGCUUCAGCAAAUGAUACAAGUUUGCCACAGACAGAGGCAGACAAUCUGUUGCUAUACACCGGUAUAUCUGUAGGAGGCGUGGUUUUCCUGAUCAUUAUAGCCUUCAUAUUGUAUAUUAAAACACGGAAAAAAGAGCUGCAUCAUAAGAGAAUUAGUAGAGUUUAUCCGGAGGAAGGUUCCGGUCUUGUGUUUGAAAGAAGAAAGCCUCCUGAAACAGACCCAAGACCAUUCGACUUCUCUUGAAACAGAAAACAUCAGGAAAGAGACAAUUGGUUUCAAAAUAAAUGUUUGACAGCAAAAGCGUGAUUUUAUAAACCAACGCAGCCUAUUUUUGGCUAAGAAUUGAGUUUUAAUGUCAAAAUGCUCUGACGUUAAGAAAGUUAAUUGCUUUUUACUUUUUUAAAUAUUUUUUACCAAUCAGAUUUGUUAGAUUUUGAAACUGUUUUUAUGUUAUCAAGGUAAA
Saccostrea echinata is the source of this 2917-nucleotide messenger RNA. RefSeq names its product von Willebrand factor D and EGF domain-containing protein-like. Lineage: Eukaryota; Metazoa; Mollusca; Bivalvia; Ostreida; Ostreidae. The record is from RefSeq and is a predicted model, not a curated record. The transcript has 16 exons. The coding region runs from base 1 to 2697 and encodes 898 amino acids.